CCAAUAAAUGUGAACAUGGGGUCUGUCACCGGAGCUGUUCUCAAGACGCUACUUCUGUUAUCUACUCCAAACUGGAACAGGGUUUUAGCUGGGAAUUCCCACGAUUGUGAUGACCCUCUGGUGUCUGCCUUGUCUCAGGCAUCAUUCAGCAGUUCAUCCGAGCUCUCUAGCAGCCAUGGUCCUGGAUUUGCAAGGCUAAAUCGAAGAGAUGGAGCCGGUGGCUGGUCUCCACUUGUGUCAAACAAAUACCAGUGGUUGCAGAUUGACCUUGGAGAGAGAAUGGAGAUCACCGCUGUGGCCACCCAAGGGGGAUAUGGGAGCUCCAACUGGGUGACCAGCUACCUCCUAAUGUUCAGUGACAGUGGCAGGAACUGGAAACAGUAUCGACAAGAGGACAGUAUCUGGGGAUUUUCAGGAAAUGCAAAUGCAGACAGUGUUGUGUACUAUAGACUACAGCCUUCUAUCAAAGCCAGAUUUCUGCGCUUCAUCCCUUUAGAGUGGAACCCCAAGGGCAGAAUUGGAAUGCGAAUCGAGGUGUUUGGAUGUGCAUAUAGAUCAGAGGUGGUUGAUCUUGAUGGGAAAAGUUGCCUUCUCUACAGAUUUGAUCAAAAAUCCCUGAGCCCAAUAAAGGAUAUAAUUUCUUUGAAAUUUAAAACCAUGCAGAGUGAUGGGAUUCUACUCCACCGGGAAGGGCAAAAUGGAGAUCACAUCACACUGGAAUUAAGAAGAGGAAAACUCUUUUUAGUUAUUAAUUCAGGUGAAGCUAAGCUGCCCUCCGCUCACGUCCCCAUCAGUCUCACCCUGGGCAGCCUGCUGGACGACCAGCACUGGCAUUCCGUGCUCAUCCAACGCUUGGGCAAACAAGUCAACUUUACAGUGGAUGAGCACAGGCGUCGUUUCCACGCCCAGGGAGAGUUCAGUUACCUACAUCUCGAUUAUGAGAUCAGCUUUGGAGGGAUUCCAGCACCUGGAAAAUCAGUGUCAUUCCCCCAUAAACAUUUUCAUGGGUGUUUAGAAAAUCUCUAUUAUAAUGGAGUGGAUGUUAUUGAUUUGGCCAAGCAACAGAACCCACAGAUCAUCAUUAUGGGAAAUGUGUUGUUUUCUUGUUCAGAACCACAGUCUGUGCCUGUGACUUUUCUGAGCCCCAGGAGUUACUUAGCACUGCCGGACUCUUCUGGGGAGGACGAGGUUUCUGCCACUUUUCAAUUUCGAACCUGGAAUAAGGAGGGGCUUCUGCUAUUCAGUGAGCUUCAGCUGCUUUCAGGGGGUCUCCUCCUCUUUCUUAAUGAUGGAAAACUUAAGCUGAAUCUCUACCAUCCAGGAAAAUUACCCAGUGACAUCACAGCAGGUGUUGGAUUAAAUGAUGGGCAGUGGCAUUCCAUCUCUUUGUCUGCCAAAAGGAGUUACCUGAGCGUGGCGGUGGAUGGCCAAGUGGCUUCUGCAUCUCCUUCCCUGGGGCCUGAGCAGAUUUAUUCAGGGGGCACCUAUUAUUUUGGAGGUUGUCCUGACAACAGCUUUGGAUCCAAAUGUAAAAGUCCACUUGGUGGGUUUCAGGGAUGUAUGAGACUCAUUUCUAUCAGUCACAAGAUGGUAGAUCUGAUUUCAGUUCAGCAGGAGUCCCUUGGGAACUUCAGUGACCUUCAGAUAGACUCAUGUGGAAUCACAGACAGGUGUUUGCCCAACUAUUGCGAACACGGUGGUCAAUGUUCCCAGUCCUGGGACACCUUUCACUGCAACUGUACAAACACUGGAUACAGGGGAGCAACUUGCCACAACUCUAUCUAUGAGCAGUCAUGUGAAGCCUAUAAGCAUAGAGGAAAUACUUCAGGAUUUUACUAUAUAGAUGCAGAUGGAAGUGGUCCCCUGGAACCAUUUCUUCUAUAUUGCAAUAUGACUGAAACUGCGUGGACCAUCAUCCAGCACAAUGGCUCUGAUGUAACAAGAGUCCGCAAUACCAAUCCAGAGAACCCCUAUGCUGGGUUGUUCGAGUAUGUGGCCAGCAUGGAGCAGCUCCAGGCCACAGUUAACCGUGCGGAGCACUGUGAACAGGAGCUGACCUACUACUGCAAGAAGUCACGACUGGUCAAUAAGGAAGAUGGAACCCCUCUGAGCUGGUGGGUUGGAAGAACCAAUGAAACACAAACUUAUUGGGGAGGUUCUUUACCUGAUCCUCAAAAAUGUACUUGUGGAUUAGAGGGGAACUGCAUUGAUUCUCAGUAUUACUGCAACUGUGAUGCUGACCGGAAUGAAUGGACCAAUGACACUGGAUUCCUUUCUUAUAAAGAACAUCUGCCAGUAACUAAGAUUGUGAUCACAGACACCGGUCGACCACAUUCAGCAGCAGCCUAUAAACUAGGACCUCUGCUCUGCCGGGGCGACAGGUUAUUUUGGAAUUCAGCUUCCUUCAAUACUGAGGCUUCAUACCUUCAUUUUCCUACUUUCCACGGAGAACUUAGUGCAGAUGUGUCUUUCUUUUUUAAGACAACAGCUUCAUCUGGGGUAUUUUUAGAGAACCUGGGGAUUACUGAUUUUAUACGGAUAGAGCUACGCUCUCCUGCAGUCGUGGCAUUUUCAUUCGAUGUGGGGAAUGGGCCUUUUGAAAUCUCGGUGCAGUCACCCACUCACUUCAGCGACAACCAGUGGCACCACGUUAGGGUUGAGAGGAACACGAAAGAGGCAUCCGUUCAAGUGGAUCAGCUCUCACCAAGGACGCAGCCUGCUCCGGCUGAUGGGCAUGUCCUCCUACAGCUCAACAGUCAGCUCUUUGUGGGUGGAACAGCCACCCGACAGAGGGGCUUUCUGGGAUGCAUUCGGUCUCUGCAGUUGAACGGAAUGGCCCUGGACCUGGAAGAAAGAGCCAAGGUGACUCCCGGAGUGGAGCCGGGCUGCGGAGGGCACUGCAGCAGCUACGGGAGGUUGUGCCACAACGGCGGGAAGUGCAGGGAAAAGCCCAGCGGGUUCGCCUGUGACUGCACCUCCUCUGCAUUCGCAGGGCCGUUCUGCUCAGAUGAGAUUUCUGCCUAUUUUGGAUCUGGCUCAUCUGUGAUUUACAAUUUUCAAGAAAAUUACUCCCUAAGUAAAAAUUCCAGCUCCCACGCGGCUUCAUUUCACGGUGACAUGAGGCUAAGCAGGGAAACGAUCAAGUUUAGCUUCCGCACCACACGGACCCCGAGCUUGCUGCUCUACGUCAACUCCUUUUAUAAAGAAUACCUUUCCGUUAUCAUUGCCAAAAAUGGAAGUUUGCAGAUCAGGUACAAGCUAAAUAGAUAUCAAGAGCCCGAUGUUGUUAACUUUGAUUUCAAAAACAUGGCUGAUGGGCAGCUUCACCACAUAAAGAUUAACAGAGAAGAAGCAGUGGUCUUUGUGGAGAUUGACGAGAAAGCGAGGAGACAAGUCCACCUUGCAUCAGGUACAGAACUCAGUGCGGUCAGAUCCCUUGUACUGGGCAGGAUUCUAGAACACAGUGAUGUGGACCAGGAGACGGCGCUGGCAGGUGCACAGGGCUUCCUGGGCUGUCUCUCUGCUGUGCAGGUCAGCCACGUGGUCCCCCUGAAGGCCGCUCUGCACCACAGCCGCCCAGCCCCCAUCACCAUCUCAGGACACGUGACGGAGUCCAGCUGUGUGGCCCAGGCCGGCACUGAUGCCACAUCAAGGGAGAGGACACACUCCUUUGCAGAUCAUUCUGGAACAAGAGAUGACAGAAAACCCGUCACUAACACAAUCAAGAGUGACUCUGCAGUAAUUGGAGGUUUGAUAGCUGUUGUGAUCUUUAUCUUGCUGUGCAUCGCUGCCAUAGCUGUCUGCAUUUAUCAGCAGAAAAGGUUAUACAGAAGAAAUGAGGCAAAAAGGUCAGAGAAUGUAGCCAGUGCCGAGGCUGUUUUGAAAAGUGAGCUUAAUAUGCAAAAUGCAGUCAGUGAAAAUCAGAAAGAGUACUUCUUCUGAUUGGCAGCAGUGAUUUACCUUAUAAUUACAGCAGUCUGAUUUAAUAGCCAGGGGCUCUCAAGGGACAAAAAAAAAGUUCUUACACUGAAUGUACAGGCAAAGGAUUUGCGGCACUGCCAUGUUGCCACGUCCAGACUCGAGACAGCUCCAGGAGGCCUCAUCCAGUGACAUACUUCCCGUAGCGGUCAUUCCAUAUAACAAGGAGUUUUAGAUACUGAUGUUAAUUUCCAACUGUUCUGAUAUGAUCUAAAACAGAAGUUUAACCCACUUGAGAGCUACAGUUUUUCAAUGUGAAAAGUGUAGCCCUGGCCUCUCAGCCAUAAGUGAUACCUAAGUUGUGUGAGAGGUAAAAGUCAAAAUUGGACUAUAAUGACCUUGCUUUAUCUGAGAACAUAUGCUGUGUUUGCUUUAAGUGUCCCCAUGGUGUUAUUCAUAGACCUGGAAAUGCUUCUAAGAUCCUGUUUGGCUGGUGUUUGCAUCUUCAGUGGCCAAAAGUAUAUAAACCCCUUUGCCUUUCUCUGUAU
Messenger RNA from Balaenoptera ricei (Rice's whale), 4466 nucleotides. RefSeq names its product contactin associated protein family member 4 (gene CNTNAP4). NCBI's taxonomy places the organism in Eukaryota, Metazoa, Chordata, Mammalia, Artiodactyla, Balaenopteridae. The record is from RefSeq and is a predicted model, not a curated record. The transcript is spliced from 24 exons. The coding region runs from base 16 to 3942 and encodes 1308 amino acids.